Carcharodon carcharias (great white shark) is the source of this 2584-nucleotide messenger RNA. RefSeq names its product matrilin-3-like. NCBI's taxonomy places the organism in Eukaryota, Metazoa, Chordata, Chondrichthyes, Lamniformes, Lamnidae. The transcript is spliced from 15 exons. Bases 1 to 2028 code for a protein of 675 amino acids. The record is from RefSeq and is a predicted model, not a curated record. Gene Ontology annotation, molecular function: calcium ion binding.
AUGGAGGAGCAAGUGCAGCCGAGUCGGCUGCAUGCCUGCCAAACUGUCGAAGGCCUAUUAAAGCCAGAAGCACAAUGUAAAAGUCGACCCCAUGAUUUGGUUUUUAUCAUCGAUAGUUCACGUAGUGUCCGACCCCAGGAAUUUGAGAAGGUGAGAGUCUUCCUAGCUAAUAUGAUUGAUACGUUGGAUGUUGGACCUGAUAGCACCCGAGUGGCAAUUAUCAACUAUGCAAGUACUGUGAAGAUGGAGUUCAUGCUCAAAACCUACAAUAACAAGAAAGACAUGAAGCAGGCAAUUUCUCAAAUUGAGCCCCUUUCAACUGGCACUAUGACAGGUUUGGCCAUCGAGAGUGCUAUGAACCAGGCUUUCAUGGAGACUGCAGGAGCAAGACCUUCGGAACUUGGUAUCUCCAAAGUAGCCAUCAUUGUGACAGAUGGGAGGCCCCAGGACCAGGUGAAAGAAAUAUCUGCAAGUGCUCGGGCUGCUGGUAUUGAGAUCUACGCUGUUGGGGUGGACAGGGCUGACAUGCAGGCACUCAGACUAAUGGCCAGUGAACCAGUGGAUGAUCAUGUCUUCUACGUGGAAACAUAUGGUGUGAUUGAGAAGCUGACUUCUAUGUUCAUGGAGACGCUUUGUGGUGUGGAUAUGUGUGCCAUUGGAAAUCAUGACUGUCAGCAAAUAUGUGUGAGCACUACAACAUCCUAUUACUGUAGGUGCCGUCCAGGUUUUAUAUUGAAUGAAGACCAGAAAACCUGCUCACGUGAGAAUAUGUGUGCCAUUGGAAACCAUGACUGUCAGCAAAUAUGCGUGAAUACUACAACGGGCUUUUACUGCAAGUGCCGUCCAGGUUUUAUAUUGAACGAAGACCAGAAAACCUGCUCACGUAAGGAUAUGUGCGCCAUUGGAAACCAUGACUGUGAACAAAUAUGUGAGAGCACAGCCACAUCCUAUUACUGCAGGUGCCGUCCAGGUUUUAUACUGAAUGAGGACCAGAAAACAUGCUCACGUGAGGAUAUGUGUGCUGUUGGAAACCAUGACUGUGAGCACAUAUGCGUGAGCACGGCAACAUCAUAUUACUGCAAAUGCCGUCCCGGUUUCAUAUUGAAUGAGGAUCAGAAAACCUGCUCGCGUGAGGAUAUGUGUGCUGUUGGAAACCAUGACUGUGAGCACAUAUGUGUGAGCACGGCAACAUCAUAUUACUGCAAAUGCCGUCCCGGUUUCAUAUUGAAUGAGGACCAGAAAACCUGCUCGCGUGAGGAUAUGUGUGCUGUUGGAAACCAUGACUGUGAGCACAUAUGCGUGAGCACGGCAACAUCAUAUUACUGCAAAUGCCGUCCCGGUUUCAUAUUGAAUGAGGACCAGAAAACCUGCUCACGUGAGGAUAUGUGUGCUGUUGGAAACCAUGACUGUGAGCACAUAUGUGUGAGCACGCCAACAUCAUAUUACUGCAAGUGCCGUCCCGGUUUCAUAUUGAACGAGGACCAGAAAACCUGCUCGCGUGAGGAUAUGUGUGCUGUUGGAAACCAUGACUGUGAGCACAUAUGCGUGAGCACGCCAACAUCAUAUUACUGCAAAUGCCGUCCCGGUUUCAUAUUGAAUGAGGAUCAGAAAACCUGCUCACGUGAGGAUAUGUGUGCUGUUGGAAGCCAUGACUGUGAGCACAUAUGCGUGAGCACGCCAACCUCAUAUUACUGCAGGUGCCGUCCCGGUUUCAUAUUGAACGAGGAUCAGAAAACCUGCUCACGUUUGGAUUUAUGUGCUGCAGGAAACCAUGACUGUGAGCAAAUAUGUGUCAACACCACAACAGGGUAUCAUUGCAGGUGUCGUCCAGGUUUUAUAUUGAAUGAGGACCUGAAAACCUGUUCACAAGAAGCUCAGAGAAAAAUCACUAUUCAAGAUCCAUGCAAGUGUGAAGCUCUUCUUGAUUUCCAAAAGGAUGUCCAAUCUAAUUUUCAAGCACUGGCUGGCAAAAUAGCUCGUGUAACAAAAAAAAUGCAAGCAUUUGAAUACCACCUGGGUCGACACUGAAGAUUGUGCAAAUACUCUGUUUAAAGAGUGCAUGCACUACUAUUAGGCUAACUGUCCAUUUUAUUGAGCAUAGUUCUUUCCAAGCUUUUACUAUAAUCUUGAUCUGACUAGUUACUUUUACUUACAUGCUGCAACUAUAGGUUGUAAGAACUAUAACAAGGCAUAGAAUAUUAACAUAUGCCAUGCAGCAAACUGAAGCCAUUCAUUCGGGUGUUACUACAUAUUGGCUCAGCUGCUGAAAGUAUUGAUUUUACUACUGUGACAUAUUGCAUAAGUGCUAUAUAUCAAUAUUUGUCUUGACUGUAUAAACUUCACAAAUAAGUAAGUUGAUAGAUAAAAUAAAUUAGGGGUAAAAGAAAGCUUAAAUAUAUUAUGUAUGAAAAUCACUACCUGAUUCAUCUAGUUUAUUUGUCAUCUAUGCCGUUCUCUGAAUUUAACUGACCAUAAUUUAUCACUGAAAAAUAGUGAUGCUAUUGACAAGAAUAUUCAUAAUGUAUAUUUGAAUUCAAUUUUCAUGUAUUCUAUUUUCAAAUCCAGUAAAAUGUAUAUUUGACAG